This is a messenger RNA of Peromyscus leucopus (white-footed mouse), 788 nucleotides long. Its product is annotated as high mobility group protein B2-like. Gene Ontology annotation, cellular component: nucleus. Gene Ontology annotation, molecular function: DNA binding, bending. The record is from RefSeq and is a predicted model, not a curated record. Gene Ontology annotation, biological process: regulation of transcription by RNA polymerase II. Lineage: Eukaryota; Metazoa; Chordata; Mammalia; Rodentia; Cricetidae.
GCAUGGGCAAGGGAGACCCCAACAAGCCGCGGGGCAAGAUGUCCUCGUAUGCCUUCUUCGUGCAGACCUGCCGGGAGGAGCACAAGAAGAAGCACCCGGACUCGUCGGUCAACUUUGCCGAGUUCUCCAAGAAGUGCUCCGAGAGAUGGAAGACCAUGUCUGCAAAGGAAAAGUCGAAGUUCGAAGAUUUGGCCAAGAGCGACAAAACUCGUUAUGACAGGGAGAUGAAGACUUAUGUUCCUCCCAAAGGUGAUAAGACAGGAAAGAAAAAGGAUCCUAAUGCUCCAAAAAGACCGCCGUCUGCCUUCUUCCUGUUUUGCUCUGAACAUCGCCCAAAGAUCAAAAGUGAACACCCAGGCCUGUCUAUUGGAGACUGCAAAAAAUUGGGUGAGAUGUGGUCUGAACAGUCUGCCAAAGAUAAACAACCCUAUGAGCAGAAAGCAGCUAAACUAAAGGAGAAGUAUGAAAAGAAUAUUGCUGCAUACCGUGCCAAGGGUAAAAGUGAAGCAGGAAAGAAGGGUCCUGGUAGGCCAACAGGCUCAAAGAAGAAGAAUGAACCAGAAGAUGAGGAAGUAGAGGAGGAGGAGGAAGACGAAGAUGAUGAUGAUGAUGAGGAUGAAGAAUAAAUGGCUGUCCUAAAAUGUGUGGUGUGUAUGUGCUCAGGCAAUUAUUUUGCUAAGAAUGUGAAAUUCAAGUGCAGCUCAACAUUAGCUUCAGUAUAAAAACUGUACAGAUUUUUGUAUAGCUGAUGAGAUUCUUUGUAGAGAAAUACUUUUUUUAAAAAAAGA